AUGUACUCUACUACUGGUUGUCUUAUCGAAGAGACUGAAGAAAUUUGUUUUAGGUUUUUGGGCGCGACGUUGGGGACCGUUGCCCGUAGCGCACACGCGCGCGGCGAUAAAAGGGCCAUAACGGCUAGUGUUGUGCUUCACAGCCGUCGUCGAGCCCGCGAGCCAGGUAUUUGGCAGUGUUAUGAACAGCAUUAUAACUGGGUUGUACGCAAGGCCUACGGGGCAAAGCAUCAGAGCGCAAGACAAAGCAGCGAAUGUGGCGGGCUGGUCGAAGAUGAAUUGGAUUCAUUGGCUCUCGACGCUCGACAAGGGUUAUCACAUGCGCCCAGGGUGCUAGAGCGGGCGACGUCGCUGGAGCCAGCGCAGGCCCAUCCGAGCACCCUCGUCGCGACGCCACAUGACGCACAGGAGCGCGACCGGGAUACUCGCGUCACCCCUGUUGCGUCAUCCCUGUCACGUCGUCUAUCAGCUCAGAGACGUGACUGCAACCGACACUCAGUUACAACGAAUCGCGUCGGCGACCCGGUUUCCAAAAAAAAAAAGUUGCAGCAUCGACAAGCUCAGCCCCAGGACCCCGAUGAUAAUGUUUGUAAUCGUAUCCCCAGUGGGCCAUCAUGUCGAGCACUCGAUGCAAGUGACAAAUUUGCAAUAUCCGCUCUCAACCACACACCUGUCGCUCGCUCCCUCGCACGUACAGUCCAGACGCACAAGCAUUCGAAGCAAGCUGGCAACCACCACAUAUACGAGGACCUGUCAAAGUUGACAAAGGAACAGUUGGACCUGGUCAUCUCCGCCAAUGAACUUCUUCCAUUACAUUUGCUCGUGGAAACGCACAUGGAUCCCAAGCGAAAGAUGUCCCAAGGCCUUGACGAGGAGCCGGCUCCUUGGCCCCAAGACGCCAAACGCCCGUGCAAGGCUUCAAAGGGCAAAGGACCGGUUCAAAAAAAGUCAGCCAAGGACACGCCGCAUGUGAUGCCAUAUGGAUGUCCAGGAUAUUCCAAGGAGUGCAAAGAGCACAAGAACAGAAGAUGGACAUCACGAGCCGAAUUCGUGCGGCACUUUGAGGACAAACAUUCUAAAGAAUUCAAAAGUCUCAGUGACCUCACUAAAGGUACCGAUGUUUUCAUAUGCCGCGACUCUCAGACCAAACAGUCCCUAUCCACUGGUUCUGGACUCCGGAUCACAGCGACUCCGGGCAUGGACGAUGUAAAGCCUGGAGGUACUCGAUACGAGCGUGCCGGCCAUGCUGAAAUCGAUAAUUUCUCACAUUCCGACACUGGUACUGAUCCCUUCAUCCUCGACUUUUUCUACCUGAAUGACUCCCUCAUUGGCCCGGUAUCUGGGUUUUAA
Bipolaris maydis ATCC 48331 is the source of this 1350-nucleotide messenger RNA. NCBI's taxonomy places the organism in Eukaryota, Fungi, Ascomycota, Dothideomycetes, Pleosporales, Pleosporaceae. The record is from RefSeq and is a predicted model, not a curated record.